Molecule: messenger RNA, 1110 nt
Organism: Talaromyces atroroseus
Lineage: Eukaryota; Fungi; Ascomycota; Eurotiomycetes; Eurotiales; Trichocomaceae
Exons: 1
Coding region: 1-1110 (369 amino acids)
Biological process (GO): alcohol metabolic process
Molecular function (GO): zinc ion binding; alcohol dehydrogenase (NADP+) activity
Source: RefSeq, a predicted model, not a curated record
AUGUCCUCUGACACGUUCCAAGGCUGGGUAGCCCACGACGCCACUAGCCCAUUACAAUUCACAAAAUUCACCCCGAAGCCAUUCACACCAAGCGACAUCGAGAUUCGCAUCACUCAUUGCGGUAUCUGUGGAACAGAUGUCCAUACUCUCCGUUCCGGCUGGUCUGCAACCGACUAUCCUUGUGUAUUGGGCCAUGAGAUCAUUGGGGUAGUCGUCCGAAUUGGCUCCGGAGUUGCGACGCUUGCAUCCUCGCCGGCCUCUAGGGAGAUUCGGGUGGGCCAUCGCGUCGGUAUCGGUGCGCAAAGCAUGUCCUGCUUACGCGCUGACUGCGAGGCAUGCGUAGCUGGGAAGGAGAAUUAUUGCUCCCGCAUAACAGGCACAUAUAACGGGCGAUACCAGGACAAAAGCAAGUCAUAUGGCGGAUAUGCAACCUUUUGGCGUGGCUCUGCUCACUUCGCUUUCAAAAUUCCAGACUCUUUGCCUUCUGCCGAAGCAGCGCCGCUGCUUUGCGGUGGAGUGACUGUUUUCCGGCCCUUGAAAAGGUACAACGCCGGGCCGGGAAAAGCAGUUGGCAUUAUUGGAGUUGGCGGGCUUGGGCACUUGGGGAUAUUGUUUGCUAAGGCAUUAGGCUGUAGUAGCGUAAUAGCUAUUUCGCGAACGUCUAGCAAACGGAGGGAUGCCGUGGAAGGUCUAGGUGCGGACGGGUUUAUUGCUACGGAUGAAGACAAGGAAUGGGCAAGGAUUCAUUCUCGCUCUCUGAAUCUUAUUAUCUGUACGGUAGAUGCCCCAGACCUGCCUUUGGGCAAAUACCUGCAUCUGCUGAAAGUUGGUGGCACGUAUGUUCAAGUUGGAGCUCCGGAGGGACCUCUACCGGGGGUGAAUGCAUGGUCAUUGAUUCAAAAGGAAGUUCAGAUUACUGGAUCAAAUAUUGGAUCUCCAGAUGAUAUUAGAGAGAUGCUCCAGCUAGCAGCUGAUAGGCGUGUGCUUCCAUGGAUUCAGAAACGGCCGAUGAGCGAAGUUAAUGCUGCUUUGGCUGAUAUGGAUUCUGGAAAGGCACGAUAUAGAUACGUGCUGGUAAACGAUGCAAACUUCAAUGAGGCAAAACUUUGA